UCCCUCUCUUGGCCUGACUGCAUGAGUGCUGCCCCUGAGGAACAAUGAGAGAUGGCACCAAGAAGAGCAAGCUGUCAUGGUCCAAGAGCCUUGUGAGGAAGUGGUUCAACAUCAGGGGAAAGUCCCAUGACUACCAUGCUGAUGAUGCAGCUGCUGCAUUUGGGAGGAGAGCAGGAGGAGGGGAUGAUGAGUGGAGGAGCAGCAGCUUUUCCAGGAGGGAAUCCUGCACGGUCAAGAAGAGCAGGACAGAGAGGGCGUCGCGGCGGAGCCACGAGCGGUCGCGCCGGAGCAAGAUCGACCUCGACGCCGCCGAGGCCACCGUCACGUUGGACUACAGGGUCUUCGUUGCCACGUGGAAUGUGGGCGGACGCGCGCCGCCGGGGUCGCUGGGCCUCGAGGACUGGCUGCGCACCUCGCCGCCGGCCGACAUCUACGUCCUCGGGUUCCAGGAGAUCGUGCCGUUGAACGCCGGCAACGUGCUCGGCGCGGAGGACAACGGCCCGGCGAGGAAGUGGGUGUCGCUGGUGCGGCGGACGCUGAACAGCCUGCCGGGCACGGGCGGAGGAGGUGGAGGAGUAGGGAGCAUGCGGACGCCGUCGCCGGCGCCGGAUCCGGUGGUGGAGAUGGACGACGACUUCGAGGGCUCGUCGCGGCAGAACAACCCGUCCUUCUUCCACCGGCGGUCGUUCAACGCCGGCCUCAGCCGGAGCCUCCGGAUGGACGGCGACAUCCUCGGCGUCGGCGGCGCCGCCGCCGCCGCGCAGCCGAGGCUGGAGCGCCGGUACAGCGUCAACGACCGCGUCAUGUACGGCAGCCGCCCGAGCGACUACGAGGCCAACUGCCGGUGGGGCCACCCGUCGGACGACGGCGAGAACGACGACGACGGCGGCGACUCGCCGAGCACGGUGUACUCGCCGAUGUCGUACGGAUACGGCGCGCCGCCGUACAUGGAAGAUAGCAAUCACGGCGGCACCCAUACUAGGUACUGCCUAGUUGCGAGCAAGCAAAUGGUUGGAUUGUUUCUCAUGAUUUGGGCUCGGAGAGAAAUAAAAAGUGACAUAAGAAAUCUCAAGGUUUCUUGUGUAGGGAGAGGAUUGAUGGGCUAUCUUGGUAAUAAGGGUUCGAUUUCGAUUAGCAUGUUGUUGCACCAAACAAGCUUCUGCUUCGUCUGCAGUCACCUCACAUCGGGGCAGAAGGAUGGCGAUGAGCACCGUAGAAACUCAGACGUGAUGGAAAUCUUGAGAAAAACCAGGUUCCCAAUGGUUUAUGGACAGUAUGAGAGGUCACCAGAGACGAUAUUAGAGCAUGAUCGAAUCAUUUGGCUCGGGGACCUAAAUUAUCGGAUUGCGCUUUCCUACCGAUCGGUGAAGGCCCUUGUGGAGAUGCGCAAUUGGAAAGCAUUGCUUGAGAAAGAUCAGCUUAGGAGUGAGCAAAGAGGCGGCCGGGUAUUUCCUGGUUGGAAUGAGGGGAGGAUAUAUUUCCCACCAACAUACAAAUACUCAAAUAAUUCUGACAGAUAUGCAGGGGAAGACAUGAACCAGAAAGAAAAGAAGAGAACUCCAGCAUGGUGCGACCGAAUUUUGUGGUAUGGAAGGGGCCUUAGCCAACUCUCAUAUGUCCGAGGAGAGUCCCGCUUCUCCGAUCAUAGGCCUGUGUACAGCAUGUUCAGUGCAGAAGUAGAAUCCAUCAAUCACAGCCAAAUUCAGAAGAUGAGUUGUUCAAGCUCGCAGUUGGACAUCGAAGAAUUGCUGCCCUACUCAUAUGGGUACACUGACAUCAACCCAUAUGGAUACACUGAUCUCAAUUUCUAUUGAAAUGGGCUCAACUGGUUUAGCUUCAACAUGAGUUCUCGGUCUGUAGAAGCAUCUGUAUUUCCAGUCCUGCUGUGAAAUACCUCUAAUUAGCUUGGUCAAUUCUCUGUCAACAACAACGGACAGUGUUGAUAAGACAUGAAGACCCAGAACUGAACUAAAUUUCUGCUUCUGGUGAACUGGUGAGCUGAUUUGCACAUCUUAGUCAUGAAAGUUUUGUGUGUUGACAGUUCAUAUGAGUUCAGAAAAAAAAUAUCAUGAUAUCCAUAUUGAGUCAUCUUCAGAAGUUCCUUGAAUGUUCAAGGAUGUCAGGAGUUUUCACUAUCCAUACAAGGUACAUACCUGGUCCAUGUACAUCAUUUCAAUAUUUGUGAAUAAUAAAGAACUUGAAGAGCAAAUGGUGAGCUUUUUACAGGCACCAUCUAGUAAUUAGUAGAAGAGCAUUGCUCAUAUAAUGAGCAUAGUACUGGCCAUUCAAUCUGAAUCUCAGAUGACUUUGGCCAAAGCAAAGAGAUGCAUGCCAGACAAGAGCAGCAAGCGUGCAUCAGUUUUUCUUCCCUACUGUGCAUUGUAGGUCAAAUUUUUUCACUCUCUUUGGUUGCUUUGACAUGUAAACGAAAAAUGACAAGUGUCGGUUAUUGUACAAUCCUUGUGUUCUUGGCUUUUGAAAGCUGAAAAAAGGUCAAUGAAUGCAUGCAAUGCCCAUACUCAUUCUUCUGGAUGGAAAAAAGGAAGAAGCAAGUGUGAGUCAUGAUCAUCCUGUGUUGCAUUGCAGUAGGAGCAUUGCCUGAUCAGUGAGCUGACAGAAAAGGUUACUAGUCACAUUUCAGCCUUCACUCUGCAGGAAAAUGUGUUCUUCUACCCCUUGCUCCCUUUCCCUCCUUUUGCUGUUCUCAGUUGUCUGCAGGAAUAGUGAACAGAAGCCACAAAAGGCUCUGUUGUUACUGGAAUCUUCAGAGACGUUUUAAAUUCUUGUUUCCUGUGUUUUGAGCAUUUGUCAUUCUUUCUCAGCCAACCCAUUAUAACUAUCACCAUUGGCUGCAACUUCUGCAUUCUGGAACUGUUCAUUGCUCAGUUGCAUCUUCAGAGGCUGAGAUUGUACUUUCAUCAAUUAUGGACUCAUUUAUUAUUUAUAAUGAGAUCUUGGUGCAAUG
Messenger RNA from Oryza brachyantha (malo sina), 2965 nucleotides. Its product is annotated as type I inositol polyphosphate 5-phosphatase 4-like. The transcript is spliced from 11 exons. Gene Ontology annotation, molecular function: phosphatidylinositol-3,4,5-trisphosphate 5-phosphatase activity; phosphatidylinositol-4,5-bisphosphate 5-phosphatase activity; inositol-polyphosphate 5-phosphatase activity. NCBI's taxonomy places the organism in Eukaryota, Viridiplantae, Streptophyta, Magnoliopsida, Poales, Poaceae. Gene Ontology annotation, biological process: phosphatidylinositol dephosphorylation. The record is from RefSeq and is a predicted model, not a curated record. The coding region runs from base 45 to 1814 and encodes 589 amino acids.